UUAAAAAUGUUUUUAAAAAAAAAAUAUGUGAGGACAACGCCUGCUGGGCUGGCUGAGGAGGAUUUGGGGGUUUCACUGCCGCUGCAAUAUCUUGCUCCCUGUGUGAAGUAGGAACUCGGGGGUGUGAAUGAGCUGAGACUCACGGCUGGUUAAAGAGCAGGUGACAAACACGCGAAACGCUGAGCGACAACCUGGCGGACACUCACUCGAGCGGCUUAAAUUCCUCAGCGGCUUUUAUCCUCGAAAGUAACCGGAGACUCUUACCGUUUGGGGAGAAACCGAAAAGUGUCGAAACAAAUGGUUUAAGGCUGAAUGUUCGCAGACCGGGACGGAUGUUUUGCAAAGACUGCUACUGCUGCUGCUGGUGCUGCUGCACGGGCCGUGGAUGUACAAAAGAACGAGAAUGACAGCAGACAAAGUCAAAGAGACGGCGCGCCACAAAGGAGGGCAACGCGGGACAUGUGUGUGCAAAGAAGCGGUGCCCUAGAUCUGUAACACAUCUGAGUAAUUCUGUCGUCCAUGCUUCUUUUAUGUUGUUUUGGGGCAGCAGUUCCUCAUCCCGCACCUGGAAAAACAAAAGAGUGCAUUCCCUGGCAGUACAUCUCCAUGCGUAAAUGGAGAGACGUGUGUGCGUAUUCGCCGUGCUCUUUUCCUUUGUGCUUACAAUAAAUUACGCUUGUUUUGUCACUUGUGUCCUGUCCCAUGACCGCACUAUCAUAGAUGCAUUAUAGACUUCCUCAUACUUCAUAUCUGCCAUGAGUGAUGGCGAUGCCUUCAGAAGCUUGCAGUAACGGUGCGAAGAGUAGCACUUACGAAAGAAGCUUCGGCGCACCGGAUCGCAAUGGUUAUGUGAAAACAUGUGUCAUUCCACUGUGGCGAGACCGACACUAUGAGUCGUGGGUGAGACUGAUGUUUACAAAAAUAUGGAGUUCGCAAAGACUCCGGAGUGCGGUGUGUGUGGGCUCGCUUUCGUUUUUUCUCGCUCUGCUGGUCAAAUGUGCAGACUGGAAAGCUGAUGCCAGCAGCAGCGCUGACAGCAGACUCUCGCAUUCAUCGUCUCCCCUUCACUUCGUUUCAGGCUGCGCAGCAGAGCUGUUGCAAACUUGCUGGAGUGUGGUUUCGCCAUUGUUCACCCUUGUAUGUGCCUUCUUUUGGGUCGGUGUGUACUUAAUCCGCUGCGGGGUUCUAAUCCAGACCGCCAUCUCCCUCCUAACCUUGUGCCACCUAGGCGAAGUAGCGGCGUGGUCUCUUCUGGAUGGGACAGAUGAGCAGCUGUUUUCAUUCACGACAGCGGCCGUUGUUGUGCUCCUCUGCGUGGCCACCGGCGCACUCAUGGUAGUACGGUUGAAUCAGGGCAUAUCGGUGAUCGUUUUCAUCAGCGUAGUCAGGACUAUCUCACUCUUCUCUCUGCACAAAGUGCGGGCCACUUGGAGACCAUACGUAGCGUACCUGGUUGGAGUGCUGGGCAUCCUGCUGGCGAGGUAUGCUGACAAGCUCCUUCCCAACCAAGGGAGACACAAGGAGGGCUGCACCCCUGUGACUGAGGCCAGGGAAGAGAUCCCUGUAUUUAAAAGGCGCAGGAGGUCCAGUUCUGUGAUAGCCUCAGACAUGGCACACAGUCAGUCCAACAGCAAGUCACAUCGCCGGACCUCUCUGCCAUGCAUCCAAAGAGACCAGAUGCUCCCCCGUUCGGAUUGGGACCACAAGAGAGGCUCCCGAGGAUCACAGUCAUCAGGCACAACUGUCAUGGUGGACAUAGCAGUGAUGGGAGAAGCCCAUGGACUAAUUACAGACCUGCUGGCUGACCCCUCUCUCCCACCCAACACCUGCACGUCGCUGCGGGCCGUCAGCAACAUGCUUACCACCCAGCUCACUUUCCAGCCCCUGCACCGGCCACGCCCUGCCCCCCUGCAUAACCCCAGCGAUGUCUACACCUGCUCUGACUCAGAGGAGGUACCUGAGAAAGGAGAGAAGACAUCCAUCCACAAGCGUCUGAGGCGGAGCCUCCACCCCGGCCUUCUGAGGAGGAUCUCUUCCACGUGGACAACCACCACCUCUGCCACAGGACUUCCCACAAUUGAGCCGGGACCCGUGCGAAGGGACCGCAGCGCCAGCAUCAAACCCUAUCAUGAAGCACUCACGUGCAGUUGUGGGAGACCAUACAUCAGACUGAACCAUGGUGAGGGCUCUUUAGACAAGGGAGACAGGAUACCACGUUCAGCAGAGGACCAAGUGGUUGUGUCAUCAGACUAUGACAGCACCCACGAAGCCAACCACAGUGACAGUAGUGAUGUAGCACAUACAGAGGACGAUGCAGAAGAAGGAAAAAACUCCCAGAAUGUCAUCCUCCAUGCACUAAUACCUCCGGAAGACAAACCAAUCUUGGCACCAGAGCCUUUAAUAAUGGAGGGCCUGGAACCUCUGAUGAGUCAGCUGAACAAUUGGAACUUCCCCAUCUUCACCUUGAUAGAGAAGACCAAUGGGAAAUGUGGACGAAUCCUCAGUCAGGUAUCAUAUAGGCUCUUUGAGGACACUGGCCUGUUUCAGACUUUUAAGAUCCCCGUAAAAGAAUUCAUGAACUACUUCCAUGCCCUUGAGAAUGGUUACAGAGACAUACCAUAUCACAACAGGGUCCAUGCCACAGAUGUGCUUCACGCAGUCUGGUACCUCACCACGCAGCCUGUGCCUGGCCUGCCCAGCCUCAUGACUGACCACGGCUCUGCCAGUGACUCAGACUCCGACAGUGGAAUAACACACAGUCACAUGGGCUUCCUGGUUUCAAAGACCUACACUGUGUCAGAAGAUGGUUAUGGCUGCCUGUCAGGCCUCAUACCUGCUCUGGAGCUCAUGGCUCUUUACGUGGCUGCCGCCAUGCACGAUUAUGAUCACCCAGGGCGGACAAACGCUUUCCUCGUGGCCACCAGCGCCCCACAGGCGGUGCUCUACAACGACCGCUCAGUUUUGGAAAACCACCACGCUGCCGCAGCCUGGAACCUCUUCCUGUCACAGCCAGAGUACAACUUCCUGGUCAAUCUGGACCAUGUGGAGUUCAAACGCUUCCGUUUCCUGGUCAUUGAGGCCAUACUGGCCACUGAUCUGAAGAAGCAUUUUGACUUCCUAGCUGAGUUCAAUGCCAAGGUAGGUGAUGAUCCAUCUACAGGUAUCGACUGGUCUAACGAGAAUGACAGGUUGCUAGUCUGCCAGAUGUGCAUCAAACUCGCUGAUAUAAAUGGGCCUCUGAAGUGCAAGGAGCUACAUCUGCAAUGGACAGAGGGCAUUGUCAAUGAGUUCUAUGAACAGGGUGAUGAGGAGUCCAGCCUUGGCCUUCCUGUCAGCCCUUUCAUGGAUCGAGCAGCCCCACAGCUGGCCAAACUCCAGGAAUCCUUCAUCACCCACAUCGUUGGACCCCUGUGUAACUCCUAUGACUCGGCCAGCCUCAUGCCUGGACGAUGGGUGGAACCCAACCCGGAGGAGGAGGGGCCAGAGGUUGGAGAGAAUGAGGAGGAGGAUGAGGAGGAUACUGCAGAGGAAGACACAUCCACCUGCUCAGAAGCGUCCCAGAAAGCAACUCCCAAGAAGAGGAGGAAAGUCUUCUGCCAGAUCACGCAGCACCUGCUGGAGAACCACGAGAUGUGGAAAAAGGUGAUUGCAGAAGAGAACCAAAAACAGGCACAAGGAGCGGAGCCUGUCCAUUUAAACAAUGUAGCUGAACCUAUUCUGGCUAUUCAUGAAGAGGAAGAGGAGUCAGGUAGCAGAGAGGAGCUGAUAGAAGGAGAGGAUCCAGAGGAGGAACCAGAAUGGCCUGUAGCUCUGAGGGAAGACUCUAAACCUCAAGAGCAACUAGAGGAGGGGGACCCACAAUGAAACAACACAGGGGAAAUAUGGCAUCAUUCAGGACAAGGACAUGAAGAAGUCUUACUUGGUUUUCUAUUAACUGACUCCUGUUUUUGCCAGCACAUCACUUAGACACAACACUGUAGAUGUUUGGGAAAUGUGUGCCUAUAAAGAAAAAAACAGGGUGGCAAAAUAUGUGCUUUACACAUGUUAUCUGAAUAUUUGAUUUCACCAAACAUAUAAAGCUUUCCAUAUUGCAAUACGGGACUAUUCCUAUACUUUGGGAUAAAAACUCUUUUGCUACUGUCAAAAGAAGAAGAAGAAGCCUGGUGGCACAAGCUUCAGCCCUUUGUGGUAACGCAGGACUCCAGAAAUUUGCUGCCAGUUUAUAUAUAAUCACUUCCUGAGUGCAUAUAUAUAUAAAUAUAUAUAUGAACUUGUGUUUCAAUUUUAGCAUUUUUGAGCUCUCCCACUGGCUGUGUGUUAUUUCUUUUGUUUUUGUUUUCUAUACAUGGAUUAUAAAGGGGGUCAAAGAAAUGAGGAACAUUGGUGUUUGCCAAAAUAAAUGACUCACUCUUGGGAAUUAGCAUACAAUAUCAACUAUUUACACAUUUUAUGUUUUCCAUUUGUUGCCAAAUGAAGUACUUUAUGCACCAUUUUAGUUUCACACAGAGACCCGAGGCUCGUCACGCUAUGCAUGUGUGCCCAUUUGUGCGUGCCUGCGUGUUUAAAUGAAUGCGCUCAUGUGCACAAUUCCUCUGCAGAUGACAUAGAUGAAUUCAGAAGGUUUCUUGUUAUUUGUAAUACAUUACUGUCCCAGAUAUUGUAUUCAAAGGACCUGCACCGGCAGCAAUCAUGCAUUCAAACAGAACCAGAAAACAGAUCCUUUUACCACUUAAGAAAACUUAACGCCAUCUCAAAAAAGGUGACAUUUAAUUCAAAUUCAUUUGUGUCCCCUCAAGUAUUGUUUAAAAAUCGCCUUUUGACAGGAAGUCCUUUUUUCUUCUUGUCAUCAUCAUUUUAAUACUCAUGCAGCUGGACUCAGUGUGUCGUGCAAUCUAUAAUUAGUGUUGCUUAAAAUCUGUAAACGAUGCUGACCUUGAACCCUCAGGAAACCCUCCCCAGCUGUUGAAAUUCAACGUGAACAUCACAUAACAGGACAUUACGUGAAAAACACACCAGAAAUCUAAACUUUAACUCUGUUCAUAAAAUAAGGCUUAGUUUAUGUCACAGCUGCUGACUUUGAUUUUUUCAUGGUGACUCUCUCUGAAUCCCAUCCUGGCACCUCAGGGAGUUAAUUCUUCUCUUCAAGUUCAGUGCAGGCAGAGUGCAUCAGCUGGUGGAUGAAGUUUCGCAAAGAAUAUUGAUUACAUCAGUUUGCAUGAUAAUACACGAAGGGAAUGUUUCCCCUGUCAUUUCAAAUUUAGAUGAUCAUAAUCUGUCUGUUUUUUCAACAUCACAUGACUUUCUCUCACGUCAGUCUUCUCACACUGGCGGUGCAGCAGCAUUGGAGCCAAAGCAAUUCUCUCUGUUUAUGUAACAAUUGCAGCUGUUUGGAGUUUGCGCUUUAUUUAAUGAAACCAGAUAAAUGCUGGGAACCGUUUUUAUGAUUUCACCCGGGUCAAGAUAACAGCACUGCAGCGUGUAAUGUCUUAUCAAUUUCACCUUUCGUCACAUCAGCUUCUUUCCAUGUGAUUUUUGUCCCGACUGUCUCCCGUUUCUUUGUGAUGGUGGGAAGUAUUUAUGAGUAACAUUGUAAAAACUGUGAAAUUUCACAGGAAUUAUUUUAGCAGCCAGACAUUCACCAACAAUUCUGACAGUUAAAUGUUAAGUCACAUUUUUCAACUGAAAUAAAGCCAUAAGUGUAAAUAACCAAGUACAUACAGAAGCUUGAAUAAGAUACAAAAUCUAAUGAAUAUCCAACUUAAUUUGAAUCACUGACAUUUACACACAAACUAAAAAAAUGAAUGCAUUGAAUUGAAUAAGUGCUCUAUUUAGAAUCAGCAGUUCAAAUUUCUGUUACGGAUGCAGUCAGCAAGCAUCUCAUGCUGCACCACUGCUCUCUGUCAUAAUCUGAUUUCUUUAAACUGAUCUUUGGAAAGGUGGACGGCAGAUAUACGAGUCUGUACACAUGACACGAGAGGUGAAAUUACACUGUAACACACGGCUGUGUCAACGCAUUGUAUUCUAGCAUAUCCUGCGUUGACGUAGCGUCACACAAUAUGUCCGGCUGUGCUGAAUAGCGCCGCAUCCACAAUGGGCCGUUCUGCUUUUUCUGCCUCUCCUCUGCAGUUUGUCUUACACAGGGAGGAGCGCACGCACAAGCUCAAUAAUUAGUUGACCUACUGAUUAGUAGGUCAUCUCAGAUGUACGAAACCCUUUAUCAGGCCAGAAUUCUUACAAGCCAUUGAAUCGGGACAAUGUUAGUUCUUUGGGCCUCAAAUGACCAUGGGUUGCUGGGUGCAUUGUGUCUUGUAAAUGCAUGCUCUUUUCUGUAUGCUGAUGCAUUUCAUGCCCAAUGAGCUAUAAUCAUCAUUACCUGCACAAUGGACACAUUUUAUUUCGCUUUGGAAAAGCCCCGUGAGUAUUCAUCAAUGUUAUGAAGAAAGCUGUUCAGUGUAUCUAAGCUUAAGUGGUGCAGAAUUGGAAAAACAUACAUUCUGUCUAUGACUCAUUGUAACUUCCACUUCCAGGCUGUACAAUUACACAAUUGCAUCACCUCAAACACUCUAGAAAUCCUUCCUUUUUGAAUGUAUAUAUACAUUAUUUAGUGUAUCUGCGAGAGCAAAACAGUGUGUGUUUCUGUUUCUAUGUUUAUUCUUCCAUUGACCCCUCUAAUGUGACUCCGUCCUGUAUUUAAUUAUCUUGUACUGUUGGGGAGAAGGGGAUAGAGAUUGUGAAGUAAUGAAGGGCAAAGCGAUGCUGUGAGUAGUUCUUCAAUUCUUCACGGAUACUCAGAUGAAAUUAUUAUUCACAGAAAGUCCUAUAGGAUAUUUCUCCUCGCGCUUCCUCUUUGAUCUGCGUACUCUUAGCCUCACAGACAUAAGCACUAGAGCAUUCAUCACGCAACAUCUUUAAAGGCCAGCGGACUGUGUCCACUGUGUUUAUUUCCUGGUGAUUGCAAGUGUAACGCGUGCGCAUUUUGCCCCACAGUCACAUCAAGUCAAUACUUGCAUUUGAGUGGAUACCACCGUAUAUCAGUUUUAAUCGUGUAUAUUUUGUGUCGUCAUUUGUUUUAGUUGAUUGCCAUGCUUAUUCACACAUGUAGAAUAAUUGUAACCAAGAGAACCAAACAAGUUUUACAAUUACGUAAACAAAAGGAGAUGAUGUAUUUUUAUAUAGUUGACACAUAAUUAACGAAUUAAUUGCUUUCUUCUCACAAGUACCUUGCACUUACCACAUGUACUAAAGAAGAAUAUGUCCAAAUACAUAGUAUUUGUGAAAGUAAAAUAAUUGAUUUCCUUGCAGGUCGAUGCUCCAUUUUGUACAAAAUACAUACAUGCUGUACAGUGAAGAAAUUUUAAAACUACAAAAACUCUUUUAGAUAUACAUUAUUUAUUUUUACCAUUUUGUAAUUUAGACACUAUACUGUAGCUUCAAUAUUGCCAGACUUACUGGAAGUGCCUAUAUUGGUAUUAUGUAUUAUACAGUGAAUAUAUUUGAAGAUCAGUAGACGUCACAAACUGAACCAUGUGGAUGUUGUAAUGUGAAUACAUUGAAUUACAAGAUUACAGUUUCUGUGGUAUGCUUGUGUCGAUGUGUCGCAUCUUCUUUGUAUUUAAUUCUAUAAACGCGUACAUGAUAACACAAUUUCCUGAUCACUUCAAAGUGCCAUGUUUUAUUAAACCAUCUUU
This is a messenger RNA of Pundamilia nyererei, 7688 nucleotides long. Its product is annotated as cGMP-inhibited 3',5'-cyclic phosphodiesterase A-like. Gene Ontology annotation, molecular function: 3',5'-cyclic-nucleotide phosphodiesterase activity. Gene Ontology annotation, biological process: signal transduction. The transcript has 14 exons. The record is from RefSeq and is a predicted model, not a curated record. Lineage: Eukaryota; Metazoa; Chordata; Actinopteri; Cichliformes; Cichlidae. The coding region runs from base 763 to 3864 and encodes 1033 amino acids.